GAAGCAUCGUCAGACAGUCAUGGCAAUGGCGGCAGAGAAAUCAACGAAAGAGCGGCUGCUGUCUGUGCUGGAUGAUUUGGAGGUUUUAUCCCGGGAGCUGAUCGAGAUGUUGGCUCUGUCCAGGAGUCAGAAACUGCCCCAGCCGGGAGAGGACACUCAGAUCCUGGAGCUGCUGGUGCAGAGGGACCGGGAGUUUCAGGAGCUGAUGGAGGUGGCGCAGCAGCAGGGGAAGGUGCACCAGGAGAUGCAGCUGUUGGAGAAGGAGGUGGAGAAGAGAGACAGUGAUAUCCAGCAGCUCCAGAAACAGCUGAAGGAGGCUGAACACAUCCUGGCCACGGCUGUUUACCAGGCGAAGGAGAAACUCAAAUCUAUUGACAAAGCCAGGAAAGGAAGCAUCUCUUCAGAAGAGAUCAUCAAGUACGCUCACAGAAUCAGUGCCAGUAACGCUGUGUGUGCGCCUCUCAACUGGGUACCAGGUGAUCCACGCAGACCCUACCCGACCGACCUGGAAAUGCGCAGUGGGAUGCUGGGUCACAUGGCCAACCUGCCGACCAAUGGCGUGAACGGACACCUGCCAGGUGACGCUCUAGCUGCUGGGAGGCUGCCAGACGUGCUGACGCCUCACUACCCCUGGCAGUCCUCGGACGUCUCCGUGGGGAUGCUGCCUCCUCACCACGGCAACGACUUCGGCCUGGAGCCUCCGGGUCACAACAAAGAGAACGAGGACGACGUGGAAGCCAUGUCGACCGACUCCUCCAGCAGCAGCAGUGACUCCGACUGAGACUCUGUGUGUGUGUGUGUGUGUGUGUGUGUGUGUGUGUGUGUGUGUGUGUGUGUGUGUGUGUUCUGUAGGUGGUCGCCUUCAGUGAAACUUUGUUAAGCAUCAUUUGUUGUCAGCUCCACUUCUCAUGAAGACGUGUUAUGUUGUAAGCUCGAUGCCUCUCGUAUCCGUUCGGCCUCAGUUAGCAGCUGGUUAGUGUAUCAUAAAGACAGGAAGCUGGUAUCUUAUCUUUGUCCACAGGUCACACAGUCUGCCUCUGAACUCAUGAACAUGUUGCGUCUUGUUUAUUUAAUCUGACUGUGUAAUUUGUCUCAUUCAUGUACUUUUUACAGACGUGUCUGGGAUUGUGUGACAAAUGGUUUCUAGGUCUGGCAGCCUCAAACUGAUGAGAAGACAGAGCCGGGCUAGCUGUUUGCCCCUGUUUCCUGUCUUUAUGCUAAGCUAAACUAAGCUAACUGGCUCUUCGUACUGACGUACAGACGUGAGCGUGGCGUCAGCGUCCUGAUGGAACUGCAGCAGGAAGUGAAUGAGUGUUUAAUGUUGAACUGUUCCUUUAACCGUCUGAUCUGCACCAGUUUGAGGUUUGAACAGCAGUUUGUGAUUUGUUUGCAUAUAGUUUGAGUAGACUGUGUGCAAAUAAGCACAAAUUAAACAAAAGUAAAACCUAAUGGAGAGAUGAACUGUUGGAGUCAAGACUCUGUGAAGAUCAACCUCACACACACACGUGUGAACAAAUACUGUUAAUGUACCUCUGUGUAAAUAAGCUUGUACAUAC
This is a messenger RNA of Chelmon rostratus (copperband butterflyfish), 1556 nucleotides long. RefSeq names its product mediator complex subunit 4 (gene med4). The transcript has 7 exons. Gene Ontology annotation, molecular function: transcription coregulator activity. Gene Ontology annotation, biological process: regulation of transcription by RNA polymerase II. Lineage: Eukaryota; Metazoa; Chordata; Actinopteri; Chaetodontiformes; Chaetodontidae. Gene Ontology annotation, cellular component: mediator complex; core mediator complex. The record is from RefSeq and is a predicted model, not a curated record. The coding region runs from base 20 to 781 and encodes 253 amino acids.